AUGUCCAGCUUCUCGCCACACGCCACCAACGUGGCGUUCAGGCGCUCCGUGGAGGUUGGCCGAGUGACCUACGUCUCCUUUGGGCCUCAUGCCGGGAAGCUGGUUGCAAUUGUAGAUGUUAUUGAUCAGAACAGGGCUUUGAUGGACGGACCUCGCACACAAGUAAGGAGACAGGCUGUGCCUUUCAAAUGCGUGCAGCUCACUGACUUCACCCUCAAGUUCCCACACAGUGCCUGCCAGAAGUAUGUCCGAACAUCCUGGGAGAAGGCAGCUCUCAGUGCAAAGUGGGCAUCCACAAGGGGGGCCAAGAAGAUUGAAGCCAGAGAAAAGAAAGCCAAGAUGACAGAUUUUGAUCGUUAUGAAGUCAUGAAGGCAAGGAAAAUGAGGAAGAGAUUAAUCAAGCUUGAAGUCAAGAAACUUCAAAAGGCAGCUCUCCUGAAAGCUUCUUCCAAGAGAGCACUUGCUGACAAGGGGGCAGCUGCUGCAAAGGUUCCAGCGAAAAAGAUGACCACUGUGGGCAAUAAGGCUCCAGCCCAGAAGGUUCCUGGCCAGAAAGCUGCAGGCCAGAAGGCAGCACCUCCUCCAAAAGCUCAGAAGGGUCAGAAAGCUCCAGCCCAGAAAGCACCUGCUCCAAAGGCAUCUGGCAAGAAAGCAUGAAAAUAUAAGAGGCUGUUAUAAAUAGAAUAAAGGUUCUUUUGACAUG
Messenger RNA from Hippopotamus amphibius kiboko, 703 nucleotides. RefSeq names its product 60S ribosomal protein L14-like. Lineage: Eukaryota; Metazoa; Chordata; Mammalia; Artiodactyla; Hippopotamidae. The record is from RefSeq and is a predicted model, not a curated record. Gene Ontology annotation, molecular function: RNA binding; structural constituent of ribosome. Bases 1 to 657 code for a protein of 218 amino acids. Gene Ontology annotation, biological process: translation; ribosomal large subunit biogenesis. The transcript has a single exon. Gene Ontology annotation, cellular component: cytosolic large ribosomal subunit; ribosome.